Messenger RNA from Colias croceus (clouded yellow), 1891 nucleotides. Its product is annotated as multiple C2 and transmembrane domain-containing protein-like. Lineage: Eukaryota; Metazoa; Arthropoda; Insecta; Lepidoptera; Pieridae. Gene Ontology annotation, biological process: regulation of neurotransmitter secretion. Gene Ontology annotation, molecular function: calcium ion binding. The transcript is spliced from 14 exons. Gene Ontology annotation, cellular component: synaptic vesicle membrane. The record is from RefSeq and is a predicted model, not a curated record. Bases 55 to 1830 code for a protein of 591 amino acids.
AUUAUUUUCUUAAGAGUGAAAAAAUAGAGCACGAUAGAAUUAAUUAGUCUAAUUAUGGAUACUGCGUCCGAAAGUGCAGUGAUCCUUCGAAACAAUUCAAGAAGCAUUAGAAGAUGGCGUCCUGGUUCCCUUAUGAAUUUAAUGUCAAAAAACAACAAAAGUGACUCAGUUUUGCAAUCUUUAAAUACUGAUAAGGAAAAGUUCGGAAAGAAAUUUAUGAGAUCUAAAUCUCUAAAUAGCCAAUGGAGCACUGUUGUGACAAUCGUUCUGAUCGAAGCCAAAAAUAUUUCCACGUUAAUCGAUGAUGGAACACCUCGUAGUCUUUAUUGUAAAUUAAGAUUGGGAUUAGAGACAUAUAAAUCGAAAAGCUCUCCAAACAUAGAGCAUCCGGAAUGGCGGGAAACGUUAAAAAUGCAUCUGUACCACGACCAUUUAUUACAUAUCUCAUUACUGGACCGCGGUAAACAGAAGAAUUCUUUUGGCAGUUGUGUAUUAGAUUUAUCCAAUUUGGAAAAGGAAAGAACUCAUGAGCUUUGGAUGGAGUUAGACGAUGGACCGGGGAAAGUUCAUUUGUCCAUAACAAUGUGUACUGUGCGCUCUGUGGAGGGACCUAGUGAAUGUAUGUGUAACUUCAACAGUUAUAAAGAUAAAUAUAAAUUUUCCCAUAUAGACACAGAUUUAAACGAAAUAGGAGUGCUACAUGUAAAAGUCAUCGGAGCUCGAGGGUUGGGUUCUAAACCUAGUGCCUAUUGCACGCUACAGCUAGAUAAUCAAAAGGUGCAGACACACAAAGCUGGCACCAAUGUGGAAAUUGUAUGGAAUAGGUGUUAUAUAUUCAAAGUGCAAGACGUAACAUCAACCCUAGACCUCAAAGUGUACGAGAGUUCAAUAGCCAAUGCGCUCCUCAACGAGCCCUUAGGCAAGGUCUCGAUCCCUUUGUUGCGAGUUUCGAACGAGAAACGAUGGUACGCGCUAAAGGAUCGAAAUAAACGGAAUAGUGCUAGAGGCCACUUCCCUAGGGUGUUGUUGCAAAUGGAUCUAGUGUUUCAUCCUGUGAAAGCGACGAUAAAACUGUUCCAACCCAAAGAAGAAAAACACAUAAAGAAGGGCAUAAAAUUUGAUAUAGCGCUCCUUUAUAGCAACGUUGUGUUCGUGUCCAAUGUGUUCAACGCGCUGAGCGAUGUCAAUGAGUUUUAUAAGCGGGUUUUCGAAUGGGACGACCAAGAAUUUUCCUUCCUUGUACUUUUGGGCUGGAUGAUAUUCUGCUAUUAUAUACAAAUUUGGCUUAUACCGCUUUUACUAUUGCUGCCUUUUGCGUGGCAUUGGCUCUGGAAUCGACAUCAAGGAAAUUUGGCUGCGGCCCGUGAAAUCAUAUCAGAGGAUGAUGUCGAUGCUAAUAAUAAUAAUGUUAAGGCACAGGACGAAAGCGACAAAGGUCUGAUUAGUCGGUUGAAAAUCAACGAGCUUCAACAUGUGACUAUCACAGUCACUAGCGGCAUUGAGAUGAUCGCUUCGUAUGCUGAAAGGGCUUACAAUUUAAUAAGUUUCAAAGUGCCAUUCAUAAGUUACGUAACAAUGAUUCUUCUAAUUAUCGCCUCAAUCGGACUCUACAUAAUACCAUUCAACUAUAUCAUGAUGUCAUUUGGGAUACUUAAAUUCACAAGGAAAUAUUUAAACCCAAAUCGAGUGUUAAAUAAUGAUUUAUUGGACUUCUUCUCAAGAAUACCAGACGAUGCGAUAUUGAAAGAUUGGAAGGAAUUACACGUACCAAAACCUAAAGAAGAAGUGAAUACUAAGUAUCUGGCAAGAUCCGUCAGCACCUCAAUUUGAGGCAAAGCACAGGCGUACUAUGAUAUUCAUACAUUUUAUAUAAAUACAGUUAUAUUACCUA